Messenger RNA from Pangasianodon hypophthalmus (striped catfish), 1878 nucleotides. RefSeq names its product carboxypeptidase B2 (plasma) (gene cpb2). Gene Ontology annotation, molecular function: zinc ion binding; metallocarboxypeptidase activity. Gene Ontology annotation, biological process: fibrinolysis; proteolysis. Bases 80 to 1351 code for a protein of 423 amino acids. The record is from RefSeq and is a predicted model, not a curated record. The transcript is spliced from 11 exons. Lineage: Eukaryota; Metazoa; Chordata; Actinopteri; Siluriformes; Pangasiidae.
AGUAAAGUCAACAUGUCGAGAUCGAUACUGUUCACUGUCUCACUAUUGCACAAGUGUGUUAUAAGCCAACAGACCAAAGAUGAGACCUCUGCUUUUAUUAGCUGUUUUAAUAUGCUUUCAUUGUAUUCUGAGAAAAUGUUUUUGCACAUCAGAACAAGACAAAGUUCUGUUCAUUAUUGCUGCAACGCAGGAGCAAGCGAGCCUACUGCAGAACAUAUCCAGCCAUAAUGAGACGGUGCUGUGGCAGCCGGCGUCUCCCAGUCACAUCGCAGUGAAAACACCUGUCCAUCUGUACAUCCAAUCCAGCAGCGUUUCACAAAUCACUGAGCUGCUACGAGCACAUAAAUUCUCCUUCAGAGUUAUGCUGGAGAACACGCAGCAGCUGAUCCAGGAGCAGAUCCGAAACGACACGACAGAUCCCAAGAGCGGCGGCAUGACUUAUGAAAGAUAUCACUCGUUAGAGGAUAUUUAUCAUUUGGUCAAUAUAACAAGCCAAGAGCAUCCCGACAUGACCAAACUCAUUCUGAUUGGCUCAUCGUUUGAGAAAAAUCCACUUUAUGUCUUGAAGCUGUCAGGAAGACGUGGCCCAGUGGAUAAAGCCAUGUGGAUGGAUUGUGGGAUUCAUGCCAGAGAGUGGAUCUCUCCUGCUUUUUGCCUUUGGUUCAUCAAAUUUGCUCUUACAUUUUACAAGCAAAAUGCUGACAUCACCACAAUGCUGGACGAGAUGGAUAUUUACAUCUUACCCAUCAUGAAUCCUGAUGGUUACAAGUACACAUGGACCACGAACCGCAUGUGGAGGAAGAACCGGUCGGUGAGGGAGGGCAGUUCAUGCGUCGGAGUCGACCUGAACAGGAACUUCGAUGCCAACUGGUGCACGAGGGGAGCGUCCAGCAAUCCAUGUUCUGAUAUUUACUGCGGCCAGUAUCCAGAGUCCGAGCCGGAGGUGCAAGCUGUGACCAAGUUCUUGCGCUCCCACAAGGACUCUGUCAAAAUUUACUUCUCCAUCCAUUCCUACUCGCAGAUGCUGCUCUUUCCGUACUCCUACACCCACGAGGAGAUCCCAAACCACACUGAGCUGUAUGAGCUUGUCCAGGAGGCAGCCUUAAAAAUACGUCGGCAUUACAGAAACCAAUAUCGCUAUGGUUCUGGAGCAAAAACAAUAUAUUUAGCUCCUGGGGGAUCAGAUGACUGGGCCUAUGAUCAAGGCAUUACAUACUCGUUUACCUUUGAGCUGCAAGAUCUCGGGCGGUACGGCUUCCUCCUUCCUCCAAACUUGAUCUCUAGCGCCUGCAAUGAAGCCUUUGCAGCGGUCAAGACCAUAGCUUUGCGUGUCCUAGAGAAACUUCAAUGAAUCAAUGCUUCAGCCUUUAUCCUACAUAUAUGAGGUUCUUAACAGCUAGGAUUCUCACUGGCCUCCAUAGUUUCAUGUUAUUUCUACUGUUAAUGCACUCAGCUCAUAAUAACGCGCCUGAUAAGGUGGACUGUGUGAUCAAGUAGGAAAAUUCUGAAACUGUGCUGUGCAGUGGUUCACCAGGCCUGUGUUCCAAUACUGUUUUUAAUAAUACACCCUUACUGACUUUCCUCUGAGUGAAUAGAAUUAGUUGAAUGAGGCUUUGCUGGCUUCGCUAACCAAGUCAGCAUUGGCACAACUUUCCCAGAAGAAAUUUCCUCAGUUAGUGUAGUAUUAUAGUAUAUAGUAUAGUAAGAUAGUAUUGAAAUACAGUGAUUGUUAUAUGUGUGAUACAUGUAAUAUGGUAUAAUGCUGGUACUAUAUAAUACACACUUUCACAAUAACUGCAGUGAUUGUGAGUUAUUCCUAUUAAUCUAAAAAACAUUUGGCAAAAAAGAAAAUAAUAAAGCAAAUUAAAAAAAAGCAAA